AUGUGGAGCAGUUGGUUCUGGGAGGGCGGCAGCCUCAAGCUCUGGCAGUUGUUGCUCGCGGCGGGCUUGGCCAUCAGCGCCCUCGCGAUCGUUCCCGCCACGUGCGCGGCGCAUUACCAGCGGCGAGGAAGGAGUUUCUGUGAAGGCGGCGCAGACGGCGAGUCCGACGAGGAGGUCGAGGAGCCCCUCAUGGCUUCCUUCUCGGAGGCGCUGAAGCAGGGCCCCUUCCAGUCCUGCGCCGCGCCCGCCUCGAGCCCCGUGCAGCACGCGCGGACCGGCGGCUCGACGCCUGGGGCGCCCCUGCGCCCGGUGGUGGCAACCGCGCCCGCCGCCACGCCACCGCUGUACGCGUGCCAGCUGCCGCCGGUCCACAUCGCGCGCGUCACGAGCUUCUCGCAGCAGGCCUGCGCGCAGGCCGACGGGUGCAGCUACAAGCCGCUGCAGUGA
Messenger RNA from Prorocentrum cordatum, 447 nucleotides. The record is from the annotation of a GenBank genome assembly. NCBI's taxonomy places the organism in Eukaryota, Dinophyceae, Prorocentrales, Prorocentraceae.